GAGGGCGGUUUCUUCUUCAACCCGCUCGCUUUCCCCUCUUCUCGCUUCGCCAUCCUUCCCCUCUUCCGCCGCUGACGCGCCGCUCUACUUGUCGGUUCCUGACCUCCUCCCUUCUCCUCCACUCUCCUUUUCGAUACGUAGGGAGAAGACUGCAUAGAGGUCCAUGGCCGCGAUCAGCCGAGAGAUCCUGAAAAGGAGAGGGAUCCUUCCGUCGCCGGUGAUGGCGACGAUCGGUACUCGAUCCAUGGCUUCCUGGUUUGGGCACGUGGAGCCCGCGGCCAAGGACCCCAUCCUUGGGGUCACCGAGGCGUUCCUUGCCGAUCCCAGCCCCGACAAAGUCAAUGUCGGAGUGGGAGCUUACCGUGAUGACAACGGGAAGCCGGUGGUUCUUGAAUGCGUCAGGGAAGCCGAACGAAGGAUUGCCGGAAACCUUAACAUGGAAUAUCUUCCAAUGGGAGGAAGCAUUAAGAUGAUUGAGGAGUCAUUGAAGCUUGCUUAUGGAGAGGAUUCUGAGCUUAUAAAAGAGAAAAGGAUCGCAGCUGUUCAGGCUCUUUCCGGAACAGGUGCCUGCCGGCUUUUUGCUGACUUCCAGAAGCGUUUCUUACCAGACACACAGAUUUAUAUACCAAUACCAACUUGGGCUAACCACCAUAACAUAUGGAGAGAUGCUUGUGUACCUCAAAGGACUUUCCGUUACUACCAUCCUGAAACAAAGGGACUCGACUUUGCAUCCAUGAUGGAUGACAUCAAGAAUGCACCAAAUGGUUCGUUCUUUUUGCUUCAUGCAUGUGCACAUAAUCCAACAGGGGUGGAUCCCUCUGAAGAACAGUGGAGAGAGAUAUCUUAUCAGUUCAAGGUUAAGAACCACUUCCCCUUCUUUGACAUGGCAUACCAAGGUUUUGCUAGUGGCGAUCCAAAUAGAGAUGCUAAAGCAAUUCGAAUUUUCCUUGAAGAUGGACACCUCAUUGGUUGUGCUCAGUCGUAUGCAAAAAAUAUGGGACUGUAUGGGCAAAGAGUUGGGUGCCUUAGUAUCCUUUGUGAAGAUGAAUUGCAAGCAGUAGCUGUGAAGAGUCAGUUGCAACAGCUAGCUAGGCCUAUGUAUAGUAACCCUCCUGUUCAUGGUGCACUAGUUGUUUCCAUAAUCCUAGGUGAUCCAGAGCUGAAAUCUCUGUGGCUGAAGGAGGUUAAGGGUAUGGCUGACCGUAUCAUUGGAAUGCGUAAAGCACUUCGAGAAAACCUUGAGAAGUUGGGUUCGCCUUUGUCUUGGGAGCAUAUAACAAACCAGAUUGGGAUGUUCUGCUACAGUGGAAUGACGCCUGAACAAGUUGAUCGCUUGACAGACGAGUUCCAUAUAUAUAUGACCCGCAAUGGACGAAUCAGUAUGGCUGGUGUCACGACUGGCAAUGUUGGCUACUUGGCAAAUGCUAUCCACGAGGUGACAAAAUCCUCUUAAGCCUCAUCUUUGCUGUGUUUUUCGAACAAUGAAAACCGACGUCUCAACAAAAUAUCACGAGGCCUUUUCUUUACCCACUUGGAAUUCAGAAAUAAGUCCCUUCAGAGAGAUAAUGGAUUUUUGACAGUCCAACUUGCUGCAUAUUUAACUGGAGUAUAAUCCAUUGUUGAUCAAAAUUGGAGCAUAUACUUGCUCAUCUCUUUUUGCUUUGCAACAAAUCAUUCUAUAGCAUCUUAGCAAUUUUAAUGCAUUAUGGAUUUACAUUUAGCUGAGAUGAAACAGUGAAUAUACAUGAAUUAUCGACAAUUCCUUUU
Molecule: messenger RNA, 1767 nt
Organism: Musa acuminata subsp. malaccensis (wild Malaysian banana)
Lineage: Eukaryota; Viridiplantae; Streptophyta; Magnoliopsida; Zingiberales; Musaceae
Product: aspartate aminotransferase, mitochondrial
Biological process (GO): biosynthetic process; amino acid metabolic process
Cellular component (GO): mitochondrion
Molecular function (GO): pyridoxal phosphate binding; L-aspartate:2-oxoglutarate transaminase activity
Source: RefSeq, a predicted model, not a curated record